AUGUCGAAUUACGCUUCCGCCAGGCCCGAUCUCGUUGUCGCAACCAUGACUUCCCUGACAAUCCACGAGGCCGACCACACCGCCACGGACGAUUUUCAUGCGACGACUCCUACCAGCACCGACCCCCAGCCAUAUGUACAAGGCAAAAACCAUAUGGUGACGGGCACCGAGGCGGUUGACACUCAACCCAAGGAUGCCACUGAUGCAGCAAGUUCCUCGACCGAGACAGCUUUGUCGACGUCGUCCACGAAUUUGUCGCGCAAAAUUAGCCCUGACACUCCGGAAGACCCUAAUGCAGAAGCUGCCUGCACCGCAAUCCAAUCCACCUCGCCCGUCCCCACUAUUUACCCCCCUCGUCGUCCCAACAUUUUCAGGACGCGCCAGAAGCACCUGUGUUUUCCUACUUCCGUAUACGGCCGUGGCCAAGUUGGGCCUGAUGCUGUCAACACCACUCAGAAACUCGAGGCGGCCGACGGCUUCUCCGUGGCCGACAUAGAGGAGUUUCAGGCGGAGAUAAAGGAGAGGAUGAUGAAGACGUCAGAGAAGUUUAUGAACAUGGUGCGCCAGAGUGCUUGGCAACAGCGACGGGUUGAAGAUCUGGGCGAGGUCUUCGAGAUUGAAAACUGA
Neurospora tetraspora is the source of this 627-nucleotide messenger RNA. RefSeq lists its product as uncharacterized. The record is from RefSeq and is a predicted model, not a curated record. The coding region runs from base 1 to 627 and encodes 208 amino acids. The transcript is spliced from 3 exons. NCBI's taxonomy places the organism in Eukaryota, Fungi, Ascomycota, Sordariomycetes, Sordariales, Sordariaceae.